Adineta ricciae is the source of this 501-nucleotide messenger RNA. NCBI's taxonomy places the organism in Eukaryota, Metazoa, Rotifera, Eurotatoria, Adinetida, Adinetidae. The record is from the annotation of a GenBank genome assembly.
AUGUUGCCAACAUCAACAACCAUCAGUCGAUUCUCUCAUCAAUUGCCUACUUAUCUAUGUGAACAGUACAUGGCUCCAGUCUCUUAUCUUCAUGCUCAUCGUGCUCGACAAGAAAGAAAACGUAUACAGUCCAUUCGAUACCGCUUAAAGAAAAGCAAUCAAGUUCUUCGUGUAACGGAUAAAAGUGGCAUAGUCCAUAUUGGUGACGCCAACGAUUAUGAACAAAAAGCAGAAGCUUAUCGAGAAAAAAAGAAGGCGUAUAUCCAACUAGAAAAUGAUCCCCUAUGCGUAGUUUUUGACAAGGCAGUCAAUUUGCUCAAUGAUCUUCGUUCGAAAAAGCACAUUCUUGCAUGGCAAUUUGAUAAAAUGAUGCCGAAACGAGAGAACGCUCAACUAGCUUAUCUGUAUUUUGUUCCAAAACCACAUAAGUUAAUUUUUCAAUGUUCUUUCUUUCCUACCAGUCUAAAUUAUGUUUCUAUUCACAGGAAGGAACACCACUAA